Molecule: messenger RNA, 855 nt
Organism: Phanerochaete carnosa HHB-10118-sp
Lineage: Eukaryota; Fungi; Basidiomycota; Agaricomycetes; Polyporales; Phanerochaetaceae
Exons: 7
Coding region: 1-855 (284 amino acids)
Source: RefSeq, a predicted model, not a curated record
AUGUACACACCCAUGAUGAGUUUCAUUGAGCUCGAUCUCUUCAACCGUGGCUUGGCACAGUUCUCUCCUCAGGACUUCGAGAGCGCAGAUAUCGGCUCUGAUGAGCAGUUCCUUAUUAAGUGGAUGGGCGAUCAGGAGAUUGGACACACCCAGCUCCUCACAAACUUCCUUUCACCUCAGAACGCGUCGACGACCUGCAACUACUCGCACCCGUUCACUACCGUGCAAGAGUUCAUUGACUUCUCAACGCGCAUCACUCGUCUUGGCGAGAGCGGUACUUUCGGCGUCCUUGAGCACCUGGACUCGAGGGCGAGCGCAUCUUUACUGCUUGAGGCGAUCUCGACCGAGAUCUUGACAUAUUUUCAGUUCUGGUUCACGCCCGCUAUUCCUCAAAGCAUGCAGCGGACGUACCUAGUACCGUAUAUUACCAGUUGCCCAGAGUCCAACCCCCGAAUCGAGUGGCAGAACCUCCCUGCCCUCAACGUCACCAACGCGCUGAACGGUACUCAACGUGCAAUCUCGAACAACCAGUCGACCUCCAUCUGGGAACCAGCUCAGUUUGUCCAAGUUGGUCCCGAUCUCACGUACAACACGACCACAUCAGCCGGUGCGGCGAAGUGGGCCGCUUGGAUCUCGCAAUUCAAUAUCACGUACACACCGCUUGAUAACGUGACGAACAGCUCGGCUACAACAACUCAGCUCGGUGGCAAUAUUUACGGUAAUGACACCGCAAACGCUGUUAACGGAACUAUCUUUGUGCUCAUCACGGACAACAACCCCUUUGUGACUCCGUUCAAUUUAUCGCUCCUGGACGAGCACGUUGUCGCUGGUCCCGCUCUGUAUACCGCUGGCUAA